ACAGGAAAUGACUGGACCUGCAUCUCGUGGCAUAUUCGUUGUACUAGAAGGUGCAGAUCGAGUAGGGAAGACAACACAAGCGUCACUUUUGGCUAAGGCUUUAUCAGAACUUACAAAGAAGCAGACAUUGUCCGUUAAAUUUCCUGAUCGUGACACACCACUUGGAAAACAGCUGGAUGCAUAUUUAAGUGGUGCAGGUGAAAUCAACAAUCAUGCACUGCAUCUAUUGUUCACUGCAAACAGAUGGGAAAAACAGGCUGAUAUUCGAAAGGCUAUCGCUGACGGGAUUCCUGUUGUAGCCGAUAGGUAUAUAUAUUCCGGUAUUGCAUACACAGCUGCUAAGCCAUCAUCAACACCUAACUGGGAAUGGUGCUGUGAAAUGGAAAAAGGUCUUGUGGCGCCAGAUUUAGUCAUAUGCCUAACUCCAGAUAAUAUGGAUUCAUUAAAUUCUAGAAAUGGUUACGGCAGUGAACGUUACGAAAAGGAUGAUUUUCAAAAACGUGUUCUAGAGAAUUAUGUUCGUAUUUCUAAAGAGGUUCAGCUGGAGAAUAGUAAUAUAGAUACUAAUGAUGAGGACAACGAUUCAGUUGGAUUUUGGCAUUUUGUACAAGCAACGAAUAAGUCGGUGGAUGAAGUACACCAGUGUAUUAUGUCACUUGUUAAAUCAAAGCUGGAAAGUAUGAGUGGUCCAGAGAUACAUGAUUGUACGAAAGAAACUAACUGAUUUGUUUUUAUUCAGCCAUGUAAUUUUUAACACCAUUUUUGGUAUGAUUCGUAAUAUAUACACUCUUUCUAAUCAAAGAA
Messenger RNA from Trichobilharzia szidati, 804 nucleotides. The record is from the annotation of a GenBank genome assembly. NCBI's taxonomy places the organism in Eukaryota, Metazoa, Platyhelminthes, Trematoda, Strigeidida, Schistosomatidae.